ACAUACAGACAUACACAGACACCCACACGCAUUGACAGAACAGAAGCAAGUAGCUUAGUCCAACUGGCUGAAGUACUCUGUCUCUACUUCUACUAAUACAAAGAUAACUUCUCACAGAAAAGGAGCAACUGUUUCGCCUUCACGGGGUCAAGAACUCUCUUAUGACAUGUUUCUCUAAGGGUCAAGUGCAAGAGGAAUGGCCAUACCCAGGAUGUUCAACUCAAACCCGCCAUUCAUUGAUGUGAAGGGGGCGUCACUGUUGUUUUCUUUGGGGAAGGAAAACAUCAUGGAGGGUGAAGAGAACAAGGACCCGUUGGUGCGGACCGUCCUUCCUACCCUGAGCCUGGUGAUGGAGCAGGGCACUGCCAAGCAGGUGGGCACAGGGGGGCAUGAUGACAGUUACCAAGUCCCAUGUGUCUCCAUCAUCGCCCAGGCAGAGGGUGAAGGCUCCCAAGAGUUCAGCCCUACAAGCACAGAAUGUGUCUACUCCAGAUCUCACCUGCUCAAAAGCCACAGGUCCAUAGCCAAGAAAGCAACAACCGAGAGUGAUACUGACGAAGAUAACUAUGUGGGUACUAUCCUCACAGUUCCACACCACCACAUUCGAAGGAAGCUUCGGCAAAAGCCACAGGAAGGAAGAGAGAGGGAGGAAGGACAAGAGCCACCAGUCAUCCAAGGUUUAUGGGUGCAAGAGAUCGACUGGUCUAAAUCAACCAACAAGGACAUGAGCUGGGCCUCAGAGGUAAACCAACUUCCUGUGGACCUCCCCAAACACACAGACUCUAUCUCGGUACCUCAUAGCCACGGAGGCUGCAUUUUGGAGGGUUUGUUUGAAAUUGUAUCCCACUGCAGCUUGGAAGGUGUGUCAAAAUGUACAGAUGGCCUGUCAGACACGUACGAACUCAUAGGUGUGUCCGACUUUUCUAGUGAAAUAGGAGGAAUGUCUGAGUCUCCAUCCAGUCUGAAGAGUACAUCUGAUUCUGAAUCCAUUCAUACUCAUGAGAGCGAGUCAGACGCAUCUUCUAGUUUUGGGGAUGGGGAUCUGUCGGACUCAGUCUGCAGCCUGGUGGAUGUGUCGGACUGUCUCUCCAGUGUGAUGUGCGUGUCGGACAACGUCCUGGCGCCAGAGAGUGUGUCCGACUCUGACUCUUCUUGCAGUCUGAUGGGCGUGUCUGACUCGGACUCUACCUGCAGCCGAGGAUGGGAAUCCGGAUCCUCCUCCAGUGUGGAGAGUACGUCCAACUCCUUCUGCAGUCUGGUGGGUGUGUCUAACAUCCCAGGGGAUGUGUCUGGAUUGUUGUGUAGCGUUGGGGGACUGUCUAGCUCUGAGGUAAUGUUGGAGGAACUGCGCAGCAGAGUUACCCAGAAGCAUCAGCGAUUCGUCUCACCUUUUUUCAAAGCACUGGUCAAAGAUGUCUCGGAUGAGAUGAAAGAGGUCACGGCACAGAUCAACGAAGGCCUCAUAUUCCACAAGCAACUCCAGCCCAAUAAGUUUGAAUACAGGGAGGGAAAGGAAUACAACAUUCUAUACCACAUUCAGAAUGGAUCGUAUGGUGAUGUGUUCAGUGUUCAGGACAGAAGUACCGGGUUCGAGUGUGCUGCCAAAAAAAUCCCACUGAGUCAUUUCAACUGUGAGGAGGUGAGCACGUGGAGUGCUUUGAACGCCCCUGGCAUUGUGAAGCUCUUUGGGGCUGUGAGGGAGGGUCCGUACGUCACACUCUUCAUGGACCUGAAGACAGGUUGUUUGGCCCAGCUACUGAGGGAGAGGGGAAGUUUACCAGAGGAACUGGCCUUGCGCUACCUCUGUCAGCUCCUGGGAGCAUUGGAACACCUGCAUCACAGACACGUCCUGCAUCUGGAUGUUAAAGUUGACAAUGUGUUGCUGUCUGAGGAUGGGAGGGACACGUUCCUCUGUGACUUUGGUCUCUCUGAGACGCUGGACCCAAAUGGACAGAGCACCAAAGCCUUUAGACAAUCUGGGUGGCCCGCUGGCACAGAGACCCACAUGGCGCCCGAGGUGGCACGAGGGGACCUCCACUGUGCCAAGGCAGACGUGUGGAGUAGCUGCUGCAUGCUACUGCACAUGCUCAACGGAUGCCACCCCUGGAUCCGCUACUACAACCACCCACUGUGCUUCAAGAUUGUCAAUGAGCCACCUCCUCUGAGGGAGGUGCCCCCCAACUGUAACCCCUACACUGCCGAGGUCUUGAGAGCUGGACUACAGAAGGACCCCACCAGUAGAGCCUCGGCCACAGCGCUAAGGCAGAUGACCUCCAAGGCCCUGAGAGCAGUGGGAGGACUUUGUCACAGUUCUGGUCAAGGUGAUUGUCAAAAACUGGUGAACAGCAAGACUGGGAAUCAUAAAAGACCCUACAUUCCCUCUGCCCCUGCAAAGCCAGCAGCCACACAGUCAGCACCCAAAAUGCAUUGGGUGAGCCCCUGGAGAGCGUUGGCCGCUGGUGCGGACAGUAGUGAUUCUGAGGAGGGCGGAUCGGAAUUGGAGAGAGAUUCUGAAUCAGUGACAUACUCUCUGGAGGAUAGGGACUGGGAAUCUUAUCAAAAUUCCUUGGAGGAGAGCCAUGUGGUGGAAGAUUGGGAACCUGAGACAGAUUCCGAGGUGGAUAUUUACUUGGGGGAGGAUGGAGAUCUGGAGAGGAAAGGUGACUGGGAAUAUGAAGGCGAUUGGGAGGAAGAGGAGUCUUCCACAGAACUUUACCAAGCUCUCCACACCCACUUCCCCGUCCUGCGGAAAGGCCAGCCGGAGAUUGACCAAUCCUGGGGGUCAGAGCCUGAAUUGGAAUACUUAAGAGAUGGUGUUACCGUGGGCAUUUUGGCCCAGACCCCCUCCCCUGAGCCAAGGGACCACCCUCCCUCCUGUAUGAGCAGCACUGGUUCAUCCCAGAAGGAGGAUACAGACACAGACAAAGAUUCUGAUUGCUCGUCUGAUGACCUCAGCUCUGGAGUCUUCUCCUACAACAGCCAGACAGAUGGACAGAGCUUCAACUUGGAAUGGCUGGUGGUAUCCACCAACCAGCCACCAUCUUACUGCUUUGAAGGUCUAGGCGUUGAGAUAUGGAUCGAAAACAUUGGCGGUGAGUGUUUGAGGAUCCGUGAACAGCGUCAGGUCAAAGUGGGUCAUGUUGCCAUAGGGAUAAGCGAGCAGAUCACAGUGAAGGCCUUCAGUUUGGAGACUCUGGACAGGAAGCCUGUGUCCUUCCAACAGGAAAUCCAGGAGUCAGGCUUGUGGCUUUGCUGUAUUCCUUCCCCAGACUGUUGUCCACGAUGGAGCUGGAGGAUCAAAGAGGGAAAGCUUGAGAUUCGGGAAUGAGACAACUUUGAAGGUGUAUACAUACAGCUAUUUUCUAAAUUGAGACUCAGGCACAACAUUUUCACAUUGUGAUGAUUUUUCUCUUUCUGUAAUUAUUAGCCUAUGAUGGUAGGUCUCUAGCUACUCAUUAGAAUAGAUGGGGUGUGUCUCUCAACAAUUCUACCUUUUAUCAGUGUGAUGAUGCAUAGGCCUACAAUUCAUGUUUGUUUUUUUAAACAAUCCACCAUGUUGAGAAUAAAUGAAUCACGUGAACAAGUCGA
Messenger RNA from Oncorhynchus mykiss (rainbow trout), 3588 nucleotides. Lineage: Eukaryota; Metazoa; Chordata; Actinopteri; Salmoniformes; Salmonidae. The record is from RefSeq and is a predicted model, not a curated record.